UCAUCUCUAGAUGGAGAAAUCUACACAAGAAACCGUGUUGUAUGCUUUCAUUGUCAGCAAUGUAAUUCUAGGAGGAUGUUUUUGUUUAGUGGGUUGCCUAGAGACACAACCGUCUGAAAUUCGCCCCGAAUUUCUCCAGCCAAUUGCAAAGGCUGCAUCAAUGAAAAAUUCUACAUACUCUUAUGUGACCAAUCAUCUAACAUUUACUAGUAGUGAGUAUUACGGUGUAGAGGCUACACUAGAUGUUUAUGGGCUCAGUCUACAACCUGGCCAGCAAAGCGAGGGUGGCAUCUGGAUUACCAGCGGAGAUGGUGGAUCGUCAUCUCCAAUCGAAGGAAUGCAUAUUGGAUGGCACAUUCACCCACGAUUGUACAAAGAUUCCCGAACUCACUUCUACGUAGGGUGGGAGAGUGACUUGUCGUCUCCCCCUACGGGUUGCUUCAACAUGAUUUGUGAUGGAUUUCGAAACCUAUCAUCGAGCAUCACUCCAGGGGAUGUAAUUAAUCCAGUAUCAAGUAUCAAUGGAAAUAAACAAUACAUCACUGUAAGGAUAUUCAAGGAUAAAACAUCUGGAGAUUGGAAUGUGUAUUAUGGACUAAAUAGUUCCCCCAAAAAAGUUGGUUAUUUUCCAAAAUCAUUGCUUCCUGCAAUGAUAGAUAAACCAGUGCAACUUCGACUUGGCGGCUAUGUAUCUCACGAGAAACCAACACCAAGCCCUCCAAUGGGUAACGGGAAUGCUCCAUCGAGCGGUUCAGCUGCAUCUGUCAGUAGUAUCAAGCUUAUCGAUGCCGAUGGUAAUGAUCUUAUGGGCAACACAAAUCUGCGCUAUUAUGAAAGUCGUCCAGACUGCUACUCGCUUUCCCGUAUUGAUUCGGGACGGUUCUUCUAUGGAGGGCCUGGUUGUACAGACUAAAUGGGUCAUCCUAGACAUGUAAUCGAAACAAUACAAAUUAAUAAAAUAAAUUAUUUAUUUCA
Messenger RNA from Lolium perenne, 975 nucleotides. RefSeq lists its product as uncharacterized. Lineage: Eukaryota; Viridiplantae; Streptophyta; Magnoliopsida; Poales; Poaceae. The record is from RefSeq and is a predicted model, not a curated record.